GAAGCACAUUACUAGAAAGCAGUUCAACUCCUAGCUAUAUAAGAAGGCCAUCCACCUCUCUAGGUUUAUAAGAAGACCUUCCACCUCUAUAGACUUCUAAGAAGAUCAUCCUCCUCCGUCAUGGCCAGCAAGAAAAUCAUCACUGUCCUAGGAGCCACAGGAUCACAGGGUGGCUCAGUGGUCAAGGCUCUUCUGCAGAACAGCUCGUAUGCGGUCAGGGCCGUGACUCGUGAUGUCAGCAAACCAGCUGCUGUGAAGCUGAAGGAGGCCGGCGCAGAGGUGGUAGCUGCAGAUAUGGAUGACGAGAAGAGCCUGAAGUCUGCAUUCAGUGGAGCCUAUGGAGCUUUUGUGGUCACCAACUUCUUUGAUCACUUUAGUAAGGAGAAAGAAAUUGCACAGGGAAAACGGAUCGCAGACAUCUGCAAACUGCAGGGCCUAAAGCAUGUGGUCUUCAGCGGUCUGGAAAAUGUCCACAAAUUGACCGGAGGCAAGCUGCAGGUUCUUCACUUUGAUGGUAAAGGAGAAGUGGAGGAAUAUUUUAGGCAGAUUAAUGUACCCAUGACCAGCACAAGGGUCGCCUUUUACUUCGAGAACUUCCUGACUGUCUGCAGGCCCAAGCAAUGCCCAGAUGGCAAGACAUAUCAGUUGGUUCUUCCCAUGGGAGACGUUCCAAUGGAUGGAAUAUCUAUCGCAGAUCUCGGCCAAAUUGUUCACAGUGUCCUAGAGAACUCCUCAGAAUACAUCGGGAAGAAUAUCGGCUUGAGUGCAGAGAAGCUAACUGUCCAACAAUACGCAGAGAUCAUGUCCGAGGUGACCGGGAAGACCAUCGUAGACUCCAAGAUCACCCCUGAGGUAUACGAAAAACUCGGCUUUCCAGGAGCAGAUGAGAUGGCAAAUAUGUUUCGAUUCCUCCAAAUGAGACCUGAGCGCAAUGUGGAGGUGACCCACAAACUGAACCCCGACCUGAAAACCUUAAAGCAGUUUAUGGUUCUCAAGAAGGACGCUUUUACAGACUUGUAAUAUGUAAUUACCCAAUCAAUACCGUAUAUAUUAGCAACUGUUUUUUUUUUUAUCAUAAACCGGCCUACUUUAUAUGAG
Messenger RNA from Rana temporaria (common frog), 1098 nucleotides. RefSeq names its product nmrA-like family domain-containing protein 1. The record is from RefSeq and is a predicted model, not a curated record. NCBI's taxonomy places the organism in Eukaryota, Metazoa, Chordata, Amphibia, Anura, Ranidae. The coding region runs from base 121 to 1020 and encodes 299 amino acids. The transcript has 5 exons.